CAGUCAUGACUCCUCACCUGCUGGCUCUGCUCUUGGCCAACGCUGUGGUGACCCUCCUGGCAAACUCUCAUCCAGGGCCCACCCAGACUGAUGUCCUCCUGGUGUUUCCGGGGCAGACAGCCAGGCUGCUGUGUGCCCUGAAGCCGGACUUUGCCAUCGGCAACCAUGGGGUCUCCUGGUACCAGCAGCAUCCGGGCAGCGCCCCUCGGUUCCUGCUCUACUAUUACUCAGAGGAACAUCAGGACCGGCCGCCCGGGAUCCCUGCACGCUUCUCAGCCUCCAAGGACACGGCACAGAAUGCCUGCAUCCUGACCAUCUCCCCCGUGCAGCCAGAGGAUGAUGCCGACUAUUACUGCUCUGUGUCUUAUAGCUUCUAGAAGCCAUCCCACAGUCAGAGCCUCCACAGCCUGGCCCUCCAUGUUAGCCCUGGCCCCGGCCCUGCCUCGGGUACUCACCCAGCCCCAGGCCUUCCAUCCUUGCCCAUUGGCUCCUUCCCUGCUGCCUAGCCAGCAUCUAGGGCUCCCCCAGCCCUAAAGGACAUUCCCCAGGGCCAGCCUUGAAGCCAAUGCCCAGAUCUAUCUGCUUCCCUCUCCUCCUCUAAAAGGCUGGAGCUGCCUCCCCCACCCCCUUUUUCCAUC
Messenger RNA from Trichosurus vulpecula (common brushtail), 638 nucleotides. RefSeq names its product pre-B lymphocyte protein 3-like. Gene Ontology annotation, biological process: immune response; immunoglobulin production. The record is from RefSeq and is a predicted model, not a curated record. The coding region runs from base 6 to 377 and encodes 123 amino acids. The transcript is spliced from 2 exons. Lineage: Eukaryota; Metazoa; Chordata; Mammalia; Diprotodontia; Phalangeridae.